Phlebotomus papatasi is the source of this 3854-nucleotide messenger RNA. It is a transcript of the gene gry, whose product is annotated as trafficking protein particle complex subunit 11. The record is from RefSeq and is a predicted model, not a curated record. Bases 88 to 3708 code for a protein of 1206 amino acids. NCBI's taxonomy places the organism in Eukaryota, Metazoa, Arthropoda, Insecta, Diptera, Psychodidae. Gene Ontology annotation, cellular component: cytoplasm. The transcript has 13 exons.
UAGUAGUGGGUAGUGACAAGUGCAGUGUGGAGGUGCAAAAUUCUCAUUCCUCACAAUUUUAAGGAAUAUUAUCCUGUUUUCUAAGAAAUGGAUUGCAGUGUUCUUCCUCCAGAACUUACAGCUACACCACAGCCCCUCGUGGGUAUUUAUGGCCUCGAUACAGCUAAAAACACCGUGCACAAAUCAAUUUGGGAUGCCUUCAAUAGCAACAGAAAGAAUGACAGACUCCAGCUGCAGUUUAAGCUCAUCCCGGCCAACUAUGACUUUCCUGUUUCGAAGCCAAAGCGUCAAUCGUACGAAUGGUAUCACCCAAAAGGGAUUCUCAAGAGGAAUUGGAUCCUGAAACACCUUCAUAUCCUUCCGGCUGUUGUGGUGACAUUCCACAGUAUUGAACUAAGUGAUCCUGGGUGGUCAGAGAAACAGCUUCAAUGCACUUCGGCUAUUCAGAGUCUGAGGAAUUCACUCCAAGGUCGUCUCACGCGGCUGGCCAUUGUUCUGAUCCAAACUGGAUCUGGCAGUAGGGCUGCUGGAGAUGAACUUGUGUCCAGUGAGAGAAUCAGCAAUCUGGCAGCAGCAUGUGAUGUCAGUCCCAAGAUGAUCUUUGUCCUCAAUCACUCAGACCAUUUAAUGGGACACAUCCUGCGGCUAGAGUCUGCCUUUCUAGACGUAGCCCAAUCCUACUACACGCAAAUCAUCAAGCAGAUCAAGAUGCACCGAGAUCAGCUUUCGGCUACGCAUCAGGUUCUCAAGAUUCGGCAUCAGUUCAAGCUGGGAUUCAUGUCUGAGAUGCUCCAUGACUUCACCACAGCCCUCAAGUACUACACUCAGGCCUACGUGACGCUGGAGGACAUUAGAGUUGUAGACACAAAUUGCACGGAGAUCAAAACAGUCGCUGGCUUCCUGAAUUACAAAAGGAGUCGAUUGAUGUUCAAGAUGAACGUUCCCAGAGACGCAAUCACGCAGUUCAAUUCCCACAUUGAGCUGUACAAGGGCAAGACGGGAAGUCGAGAGUUACUUUUUGAACACUACGGAUGGCUCUGUGUCCAGUACAGCUCCUUCGGGGACUUGUUCUGCGACGCCAUAAAAGGGGGCUUGCCAGCUCUUCAGACUCAGCACCCGGGAAUUUAUUACUACAGGGCAGCUGAGUUCACGGCCAAAAGGAAGGAGGCGUAUUUAAAUUGUUGCAAGUGGACUGCCGUUCAGCCAGUGGAAAAAGGCAGUGGAAAUAUUCUCUACAGUGACUUCUUUGGAGUCCGUGGGAGUAAAACUGGUGAAAUGGUCAAUGAACAGAACAUUCUAAAUAUUCUCUAUGCCAAUGAGAAAGAUUUCAAUCAUUCCGGAGCGAUUAUAUCGUAUCUGGGUCAGGCGAUGGCUCAGUACAAGGUUUACAAGUGUUUGAGAUUCCGCAAGAAACUUGCUGUGAAUAUGGCUGAGGAAUAUUUGAAGAGUGGCGAUCAUGCAAAAGCUCUAACGUUGUUCUCUCUGAUGCUGAGUGAUUAUAGGACGGACAAAUGGUACAAGAUUUUUACCGAAGUUCUCAUGAAGACGUUCCAAUCGGCCUAUCUGUCGGCUUCCGUUCCAGACUAUGUUUCUUGCAGCAUUGAAGCGAUGUCUCCGAGAAUUCUCUCCUCGAAAUCUGAAAGGAUUACAAUCCUUGAGAAUUUGUGGAGGGUUUUUCAGGGUGUUGCUCCAACAGCUAAUCAACCUGGUAGUGGACCGGAUGUUCAAAAAGCCUGGGAACAUGCUCUUGAGAAUUUCACUGAACCAGUCAUAGUUGAUUUGGAUAAAAUCAGCGAAAUUUUCGCCUGUGAUGUUUCAUUCACGGAGAAUCAGGCAGUUUUCGAUGAAGAGAUAACCAUUGAACUGAAGAUAAAAUCCCUGACGGAAGUGCCACUGAAGAUUCGAGGGAUUUCUGUGGUGCUAAAUAGCCCAAAGUUGAGUGUUAAGCUCAAAGCUAAGAAAGUCUAUCAAUUCACAUUGACUUCCAAUGAGGCUGGGAAUGAGCUAAAAGACGCGGAAUUGAUGAUUUUACCAGAAUCUUCCUACAAAGCAAUUUUCUCGGCAGAUUCUCGACAAUUUACAGAAAAUGAUAAACUCUCAAUUGGAAGGGUAGAAUUUCAGAUUGGAACGGAUAAGAAAUUUGCCGUUCUCCUCAAGUCAACGACUCUCAAUCAGCAUCAGACUUUCAAGACUAAAACACCCAGCACGCAGACUUCCAAGAGCAUCAAUCAAAGUUGCUACAUCGUUCCAACAUAUCAAAUGGCUGCUCAAGUGAAUUUAAGCAAUGAACCGAUGUUAAUGAAUGAAUUCUACCGCGUGGUCAUCAAUCUCUUGAACAAUGUUGACUCCUGCCUCGAAAACGUUGGAAUUUCUGUGACUGUUCCAACGCAAUUAAGGAAUAAAGUUUUUCUCACUACAGACAUUCAGGAGCCUCGCAAGACGCUCUAUUCGACAAUUCAAAUAGACGUUGGGGCAAAAGCUCUGCAAUCUUCUACGUCAAUCGUUUACUACGUGAUCAGUCUCAUGAGGGGAAAUAUCGAAUUGAACCAGAAGACUUGGUACCAAAUAACUCCUUUGGUGGGAGUGUCAAAGGAGCCAGGCAAUUUUUCUGGUGAGAGAUUUGUGCCCUUUGACACAGAAUCCCCAACACAUCAGAAGACAGUGGAGAAGGGCAUAGAGAGUACAACGAAUAACAAUAUUAAAAUUGAAUAUGGGGAAAAUUGUGUGAAAAAGACCAAAGAGGAUACAAUAAUGAUUCCAUGUCAGGAUGAAAUUCACCUCACGGCUACUUUCUACACGCUCAAUAGGAAAGUUCUCUUCAAGGCUUAUCAAAAUGAGGACUUUAUUCUGAGGAUUCAGAUGGAAGUGAAAGCAACGUGUGACAUUGACAUUCUGGAUGCAACUCUUCUCACGGCGGACAAUAUUAAAAUCAGGGAUUCGGUUAAAUACCCCAAAAUUAGUGGUAAAUCACUGAAAUGUGGUGCUCGUCUCGAGGAUUCCAAGAUAAUUUCGGUGCAGAACAAAAGAGAUGACUUGGCGAUACUAAUGCGGUACAUGAACAUAAAUCAGCCCACAGUGACGAAUUCAGUCAAAGCAAGUGAGAAAUUUAAGAGUGCAAUUCCAGCUAUAAAAGAAAAUCCUGGCCAAGUCACCGCGACAGCCAUUAAAUCCAUCUACGGGAAGAGUGUGGAGACGAAGGUUCAAGACAAAGAUGUGGCAAAUGAGGCAGGAAGUGAAGUACUCGGUGUCUAUGUUGUGCGAUGGAGACGCACAAAUUCGACGAUGGUGAAUGAAUCGAAAUUCAGCAUCAGUGGAUUGGAAGUCAUUGAACCAAAGUUAAAUAUUUACUGUUUCAUCCUGGAGAAAGUGUAUGUUCGUGUUCCAUUUGAAUUGAGGAUACAAUUGAAGAAUCCUGGAAGUAAAAUUCUCAGCUUACAAGCGACACUCGACAAUAACGACAGUUUUAUGUUCUCCGGACAUCGUCAGCUCAAUGUCUCAAUUUUUUCAUAUGCCACUCACGAUUUAAUUUUCAUCCUGUAUCCACUGAAAUCGGGCUGGCAAUCAAUUCCCCAAUUAUUUUUGAAGUACCUUUCUGGAGGGAAUGACGGCGCCAAGGAGGAAAUUACUCAGUCAGAACUCAAUCUCUACGUUCAGCGAUGGAUGCCAAAACGAGUGUUUGUACAUCCACCCCAUCGAGUUCUCGAAUAGGGUGUGAAAUUGGCGCUACAUCUAGGCCCCUGCUUGUCGCAAAUCCUCGUUGAGCCCAAACACACAUGAGGAUGGAUUGAGAGACAGUGAUAUGGAGCCUUUUAUCGUUAUUGUUCAAAUAUACACUGCUAUUUUGGUGCCCUGAG